AUGCAGGUUUUCAGGCAUUCCCACAGAGCCUGCAACGAUGCAACGAUGAUCAAGGUUGAGAAUAGAAGGAUGUCGAAACUCGACAUCAGUAAGACCGCUGCAGGGACACACGCCGUUAUCUCGAUUGCUCGUCCGAUUUACGACCUCUUACUCCAAUCUCCUUGGAUCAAAAGCCAAGCGAAGAAGCUCGACGUUUUCCUGAAUGUCCAUACGGUUGAUGGUUGCGCCGCUGGGGAAGGUUUCCCAGAGGAACAAGGAAGCGUUGUUGAACGCCUCUCGCUCGGUGUGGAGAACGACGCACGGUGCACACGAUUCGUCGAAUUCACUGGGGCUGCCGGUUGA
Messenger RNA from Aureobasidium namibiae CBS 147.97, 342 nucleotides. RefSeq lists its product as uncharacterized. The record is from RefSeq and is a predicted model, not a curated record. The transcript has 2 exons. NCBI's taxonomy places the organism in Eukaryota, Fungi, Ascomycota, Dothideomycetes, Dothideales, Saccotheciaceae. The coding region runs from base 1 to 342 and encodes 113 amino acids.